GUAGGCGAUGGUGACAGAUUUAUAAAUUAAUUCUAUCUGGAGGAAUCUAACGUUAGUGUCCUGUGGUCCUCGCUGGAUUAGCUCGUCCUGUCAAAAUGGCGUGCUGGAAUGUCUGCCGCCCGACGCUCUUGAUUCCGUAUGGGUUGAAGAGUAUCCUGGAAUGUGUGUGUCGUGCGAUAAAAAUUGAGGAACCACAGCAUAUACAACAGUUUAUCGUUGCGUAUUGCAAGGACCUCCUAAUGCACAGAGACCAUGCCCCUUCCCACGACCUUCAUCAAGUCAUACAUCUUUAUCAGAAAAUGCGAGAGCGUGGCCAAGUUCAGAUGAAAAGUUGGCGAGAUUCUCCAGAUCAGGCCAUGUUACCCUGUGGGGAGCCUGCAGAGAUGUGUCAGGACCUUCUCCCCACUGAGUCAACCAGUCUUGUUAGCUGCCGUCUGGCGGAUGAUGCCUUGGAUAUCAGUCAGCGGAUAGAUGUUCAGCCCUCCUUGGCACAGCCUAAGAGUCCAACCAGCCCUGCUGACCCUCCUUUAGCUAGGGUUCAGUCAGCAGUCUUCCAGAGGGUUCCAUCAACAAGCGACUUCCCCGAGGUCCAGGAAACUGUUCUGAUUGAGUCUGCAAUGGCUCCUUCUGCCGAUGUCAUCGUAGUUCACUCAGAGAAACUUCCAGAUGCGAUAGUGUUCCAACUUGACAGCCGCCCCACUUCAGCUUCCUCUGUGAGGUUCAGUGUCACCAGCACACCCUCUGUGACUGACAUGGAUGGGACAGAGGAGUGUGCUCUCGAGAUGGACUCGGGUGGAAUGGUGGUGUUUGAAAGAGUUCCGUCCAAGGAGGAUUGUCUUCCUCCACAGUCUGCAGUGGAUAUAGAAUCUGGUGAGCUGCAGAAUUCAGAGAUUGUAGACAAGCCUCUCAUCCCAACAGCACAAGAAGAGAACUCAGGGGACAUGGAGAAACAUGCAGAAACACUGAAAAUGGCAGCAUCUCAAGAAUUAUUUAAGAUUAUGGGCGUAUCAUCAAAACGCAGCCUGGUCAAAGUAUUCUCAGCACAUUUGAUGAAAACUGAGGAUAGUGUUGAAAAAGUGGAUGACCAGUCAGAGCAGUCAGACAGAGACACGUCAUCCAGAAUAUCUCCAAAGACCUCUAUAACAGUCAUAGAAUGUCCACCUGAACCAGCAAAAAAUUAUAUCACAACUAGUGAUAUUGAAGGUCCAACUGAACAAGCAGCUGACAGUUCAGCAAAGCCUGGUUCACAUCCGAUGAGCUCGAAUGAUCUGUCUGACGAGUCUGAAGAUAAACAAAAAUCACUGAUGGCAGAAACAGUGGGCCGGGCUGAUUCAGCUGACAAAUUCAAAUCCAUGGUAGUACAACUGUCAGAAGAGUGUGUAGCGGAGGUUGUUGGGGUAUUGGAAGGUAACAGAGAGUCUUCUGAAAGUCUAUCAAAUGAUGAGGAGAUAACUGAAAGGGACACUCCUCCUAGAAUAUCUCUAGAGAGAGUAGCUGAGUCAGGUGUGACUGAUGUGGAUGGAGACAUGAGGCAGGCAGGUGUAUCACAGGAUGUUUCUCCAGACCCUUUUUGUUUAGCAGAGACACCUCAGACUGUUAUGUCUGAGGCUGAAAUUGUGUCUCCUCUCAGCACUGUGGAGACAGCUGACAUCCACACAUUGGAAAAUGUGACAUCUGUGGGCAGUCCUGUUCAGAUGAACCUGAGUGAGAUGGCUGAUGCAGACCAUUUGAAUGUAGUCAAGGAAAUGCGUGAGUUUUCGGCAUUCGACAACUCUGAACUUCCACCUUUCAGACAACAUCAACCUGAGGAAACAUCAGACUCGGUCGAUGAGCACACUAGUCUGACCAGCACUGCUGAUGAGGAUGAUCUGAAUGCAAGCAACACUGCAUGCAUCCCAUGUGAGACUGUUUCACCACUCUGCACUGUACAGAGAGAUGAAGAGACAGAAGCACAAGAACCAUCUGUGGAAGAUGCUCUCAAUUCUAAUACUGCAUGCAUCCCGUGUGAGACAGUUUCACCACUCUGCACUGUACAGAGAGAUGAAGAGACAGAAGUACAAGAACCAUCUGUGGAAGAUGCUCUCAAUCCUGCUACUGCUGUAGAAUUAGUAUUACUAGCUGAAAGUUCUGGAAGUGACAACACUGAAUGUCCGGAAAGAGCAGAGAACAUGCUCCAAGAGAAUGUGGAGUCUGCAACACCGAUAUGUUGUGGAACGUACACCACAGAGAGGUUAGUUUCAGAACCAGUAGAGGAGAACAUGGACAGCACGACUGUUGUCACCAGUUCCUGUGAGCAGAACAUGAGUAAGAUUACUGAGACAGCACCAGUUCCACAGACACUGCAGACAGAUGCAUCACCCAUACUUUCUCCAGUCACUUGUCCUGAACCAGAGGGACCUCAGACUGCACUAUUGGAGUUAGAGCUUGUUUCACCUCUCCCUAUUGGGCUGGCCAGAGAAGAGGCAACAGCACUGCAGCCAUCUGUUGAUGGAGCUUCUUGUACCUCAUCUGUGGUUAAUGACAAAACUAAUUCUUCUGACAGUGAAGGAUUCCUGUUAAAGAGUGGACUACUUGAAAGCUCAGAAACGGAAACCUUUGAUAGGAUUGAAAUAGAAGGAAUUGUUGUCCCCAAGGACUUGGAGGCAGUUUCGACUGGACGUUCGGGAGACGUCACAGAAGAAUCUCCAUGCCAGCCGGCAGAGGACAGUGUAGACCACAGAGUGUCCUUUCCCACCGUGUCCAGUCAGGCAACAGUGAAUGACAACACAGGGACAGAUGAUUUAAGCUUGACCACAGGGACAUCUGAUUCUGUUGUUGACAUCUUAGAGCCAUCACCCCUCAAACAAGUCCCCUCUGAGGAGAGAGGGCUUGCAGCCGAUGCACCUGCUCAGAUAUUCACCACUACUACCACUGAAGAAAAUCCAGACGUAGUAGAGGCCACCGAUUCAACUAAUAUAACAUUGGCUGCAGUUCCCAGUCAGGAGGGGGACAUGAGUAGAUCCAGAGGAACAACAGACAGGGGGACUUCCCCUGGAAUACCACCAAGAACCUCCUCUGUGUUAGGCUGUGUGCAUGCCAGUAUUCAGGUGUCAUGCGUGAGUGUGGACGAGACAGCCAGAGACAUGCAGGGAGAUCAGAACCCUGCCUCAGGCAGCCAGCUCACAGCCCCCCCCUGCACUGGAGACGAGACAACAGCUCCACCAACAAAGAGCAUACAGACUGAAAUUGUACAAGCUGAGGAGCAGCAACAACACACUGAGGAUGCAGUGACUGGACGAGGAACUCCCGUCGACACAGUCUUCAAGACCUCGGUCGAUCAGAUGUGGACUUUGUACCAUCUGCCCCAUAGCAGCGACGAGGGCACUCUCUGCACCCAGGUCCUGUUCCACCCGCCCUUCAAUGGCAGCGCCUACAUCCGAGCCUUCGGGCCUGGGCACGUUCUCAUGGCCGAGAAGUCUCCUCAGCCCUCCAGUCACAACCUCCAACAGGCCCCUGGAUGGCCCCGAGAGAGCACCGUCCAGGCUGCUGACCACCCCCAACACCAAAAAAGAGCCCAAGACGUGGCCCCCUCAGCUAAGGCCGCCACUGCUGCGGACUCAGUUCGCCCUUCAGCCUCCUUCCCAGACACAGACACCGUGGAAAUCAGUCUGCCCAAUUUCCUGUUGUGCACCGAUGACAGGAUGAAGCAGGAGACGGCUCUCCUGGGGGCCCCCGGGGGCGCCUCGUCGGCGGUGAGGGUGAGACGAGACGACGCGGCGGGCAUCCUGUCCCUCUCCAUCCCCUCGGCCAGCCUCAGUGGCUCUCAGUGGGGCAGCGGUCAGGCCCAGUUCCUGCAGCUCAUCACCGAGGAGGGCCGUACCGUCUAUUCGCCUGCCGUGGUCCGCAUUGCCACACACCAUGCUGACCAGAGCAAGUAGAAGUGGGAGAUUAUACGCACCAAGAUGGACACAUAUUUGCCAGACUGAGCCUGAACAGUCAAUAAAGCUGAUAUGGAUA
Messenger RNA from Alosa sapidissima (American shad), 3996 nucleotides. RefSeq names its product putative GPI-anchored protein pfl2. NCBI's taxonomy places the organism in Eukaryota, Metazoa, Chordata, Actinopteri, Clupeiformes, Clupeidae. The coding region runs from base 96 to 3917 and encodes 1273 amino acids. The record is from RefSeq and is a predicted model, not a curated record. The transcript is spliced from 11 exons.